CCUGCAGCACUUCUGAGCACGAUCUGGGAGCAGCAUCUCUGUGUGGGUCCUGCCCUGGGGUCUGUCCCGCUGUAGUCCCUGUCCUGAAAAGACAUAAAGAGGUUCAGACCUCUGAACUUAAACCCACUGACAAGGCAGUGUGUGCUGCAGGCCUUCCCUCGCCUUUGAUCUGUUAUUGUGCCCAUGAUUCUGUCCCAGGGCACAGUCUCCUUGCUGUCCGUCCCUCUGUCCUGGACUGUGCACUCUGUCCUCUGAGAUUGUUCCUGUGCUGCAAAGCCUUCCCUGCCCACCCCUGGGAGAUACAUCUCCUCUGCUUCUCACCAUCAUCCUUUACAGGAAAAUAAAAUAACUACAUAACUGCUCAAAAUAUAAGGGAAACUGAGAGGGUUGGAAUGGAACUCUGGGUUCCCCAGUGGCCAUCUCAGCCUCGGGGGAAGCCCACAGCACCAUCAAAGGACCCAGGCCCAGGUCUUUGGAGUGGAUAUCGUUGGCCUGAUCCUCACCCUCGACACAAUGGAGAAAGGUUCUAUCAAUGGCAAGAUGUCCGUGGGAGUCCUCAGCCACAGCAGGAUCCCAGGGCAGACCACCAGCAGCCCCUGUAUGCAUCUAGGCCCGGGGAAUGGCCUCAUCCUGGGUCUGGAGUUGACUACUAUGAAGGAGGUUACCCCACUCACUUAUACCACAGGGCGGGCUACGAGGGUCCCUCUCAGAGACAGUACUCUCCAUCACUGAGGGAUGAACACGUUUAUGGAAAUUAUUACUACCAUGGAUAUCUGCAGUGGCGGCAGGAGGACAGAGUACCAAGGCAGGGGAGUCCUUAUGUCUGGCAUGAAGAUCAUGGAGAUCAAAAGUACCUCACUGAAUAUAAUCAUGAAAGCACGAGUAGUGCAUUUGGAACAAAUAAUGAGACGCAGAUCCACUCUACCAGCUGGAAUACUUAUAAAGACAGUCCUGCUUCCAGCUCAGGACAAGAGCGGCCUGGGGAACUCCUUCCAGAGAACCUGCCAACUGGAGCUCCAAAGAAUAAGCAGUCCCUGGCCAGCAAGUCCAACCUUCUCCAGCAGCAGGAGUCUGGCCUCAGCUCCAGCAGCUAUGAGCUCAGUCAGUACAUGUCAGAUGCCUCAGAACAGUAUGAUCCUGUGGAUUCAGUAGCGUGGAGUCCAGGGCAGGCUGGGGCUGUCUCGGAAGUUGGUCCCAAGACACCCAUGAAGUUCUACGUCCCUCAUGUCUCUGUGAGUUUUGGGCCAGGAGGUCAGCUGGUGUGUGUGUGUCCCAGCUCGCCCAUGGAUGGGCAGGUGCCCCUUGUUGAACUGCAUAGCAUGGAGGUUAUUCUGAAUGACUCAGAGGCCCAAGAGGAGAUGAGAAGUUUCUCAGGACCCCUGAUCAGACAAGAUGUACACAAGGUGGACAUCAUGACAUUUUGCCAGCAGAAAGCUGCUCAGAGCCACAAAUCUGGGACACCAGGGAGCAGGGACUCGGCUCUGCUUUGGCAACUGUUAGUUCUUCUUUGUCGCCAGAAUGGGUCCAUGGUGGGGUCUGACAUAGCUGAGCUACUGAUGCAAGACUGCAAAAAACUGGAGAAAUACAAGCGACAGGCGCCUGUGGCCAACCUCAUCAGCCUGAGCGAUGAGGACUGGCCGGUGAUGAACACUGGGACUCGCAACCUGCUCACUGGGGAGAUCCCGCCCACUGUGGAGACGCCUGAGCAGGUAGUGGAGAAGUUCACGAAGCUGCUCUACUACGGGAGAAAGAAGGAGGCCUUGGAGUGGGCAAUGAAGAACCACUUGUGGGGUCAUGCUUUGUUCCUAGCCAGCAGGAUGGACCCAAGGACCUACAACUGGGUCAUGAGUGGCUUCACCAGCACCCUGGCUCUCAACGAUCCCCUGCAAACCCUCUUCCAGCUCAUGUCGGGGCGGAUUCCACAAGCAGCCACGUGCUGUGGGGACAAGCAGUGGGGAGACUGGAGGCCCCACUUGGCUGUGAUUUUGUCAAAUCCAUCUGGGGACCCGGAGCUGCAUCAGCGCGCAAUUGUCACGAUGGGCGACACGCUGGCCGGGAAGGGGCUAGCCGAGGCCGCGCACUUCUGCUACCUUGUGGCUCACGCGCCCUUUGGCCACUACACGGUGAAGACAGACCUUCUGGUCUUGCUGGGCAGUAGCCACAGUCAAGAGUUUUUGAAAUUUGCAACCACUGAGGCUAUCCAGAGGACGGAAAUCUUCGAGUACUGCCGGAUGCUGGGCCGUCCCCAGUCUUUCAUUCCUUCGUUCCAGGUGUAUAAGCUCCUCUAUGCUUCCCGUCUGGCGGAUUAUGGUCUGGCAUCCCAGGCCUUGCACUACUGCGAGGCCAUUGGUGCAGCUGUCCUGAGCCAGGGACAGAGCAGCCACCCUGUGCUAUUAGUGGAGCUCAUCAAGCUUGCGGAGAAACUGAAGCUGUCAGAUCCUCUGGUUUUAGAAAGGCGCCCUGAGGACAGGGACCUGGAGCCAGACUGGCUGGCACAACUGCGGAGGCUGCACUGGGAGCUGGAGCAAAAGACAGCGGGAGGCCUCGGGAACCCUCGGUCUGCUCGCUCAGGUAUUUCCGGAGCCACAGGAACGCCAGACUCUUUCUACCCGGAUCUUUCAGGACGUCAGGCCUCUGGGUCCCAUUCAGCCCCAAGGCCCACUCCUGAGCAGAUGGGCCCAACCCAGCCUGGCCCACAGCAGUCCCCUCCCCUUAUGGGCCCCUUCCCAGCAGAAGGAGGUACCAGGCACCCCGGGGUACCAGCGCCUCUUUCUGUGGUUCCUGAGACUAACCAUCCAGGGACUGGUGAUGGUGGUGGCAGCGUGGCAGUGAUGGGGGCUCCUGGAGGAAGAGCCUGGGAGGAGACGCCACAGAUGUAUCCUACCUCUGGAGAGAACACAGUGUCUCAAGAAACCUCCCAGCAUCAUGAUGGUCAGAGUGUCAUUCCCAAACGUCAGGUACUACCAGCUCCCAGAGCACGAAGUUUCUCUGAGAACUCCAAUGUCUCAGUCCAGGAGGAUGAGAAGGCAUCUUCUGAUGAAGCAGAUAAAAAACCCUCCUCAGAUGCUGUGCAUGGAGAAAAGUCAGGAGGUGUGAAAGACAACACCAAGAGCUCAGGAUUUGGCUGGUUCAGCUGGUUUAGAUCGAAGCCUUCCACUAGCCCAUCUGAAGAAGACUCAGUAUCAGACUGUAGUGACUCAGAGCAGCUGUCACCUGUGGUAUCUUCUCCCCACCGGACUAGCCUCUCACCGACACUGCCUCUUGAGUCUCCAUUCCUGCCAGGUGGUAAGGAGCUCCCAGAAACCUUGUCCAGUGGAGGCCCAGCCGAGAGCACUGGGAUUGGAGGGUCCUCAGGGCUUGAGGGUGUUGCUUCUGAGCCCUACUCCAAACCUGGUAUCCUGCCUCCUUCUACUCCCUUGAGUGGGGCAGUUCCACUCUACAAUCCAUCUCAGGUUCCUCAGCUCUCCAUGGCUACCAGCCUGAAUCCACCAAACCGCCUAGCUCAGCGCCGCUAUCCAACCCAGCCGUGCUGAGAAUGACCACCUCUCCCGGACUCUUCCCACCUGGAAGCAGUUUCUAUGUUGUUCUCCUUUUCUCGGCCUCCCAUUGACUUGGUCAUAUUCAGGUCCUGAAGAGGAUCGUACUAAUCUGCUAUCUUCACUGAUACUUGGAAGGCCAGGGACUAGAACUUCUCAUGACAUAGCUGAAGCUUAACUUCAGAGUGGUGGAAUUUAUUACAUUAGAUGGAAAAUUUGGGAACUAACAGCAGCCUGGAAGUGAGCAGAGUCAUGACAGCAGCACUUGAGAUGGUGGCAUUGGAGCCUUAGGAAAAUUAGGGCCCCAAGAUUCCUACAGCUAGAAUCAAUAGUGAUGCCACCAGGGCCUGUAACAGGGUCUCAGAGCAGUAUUGCAGACUAACUUUGACUUCUUUUUCAGUCCCAGUUAUUAACUAAUAAAUGGCUCUAGUUAGCAAAGUUUUUAUACUGAAACUUGAUUAUUCCUACCCUUCAAUGAUUCCCUGUUCAAUGACAUUUCAGCAAUUUUCCUCCUGGUCCUGGUUUUGUACACAUUUUCUAUGUGGUUUAGAUUAAUUAUAUUUUCCUCACUUUCUUAGCUGGUCCUAUUUUUUCACAUCCUGGCAUCUGGCUAUCAAGUUAGAUUGCUGUAGGCAUCAUAUUGUCAUGGUAACUACUGAACCUAAUGAUGCAGAUGGAUGGAACAUCAGUGUAAUAAAUGGUGGAAAACAUUUCCUAAAAAUUCAUCCUUUCCAUAAAAAUGGAGGAAUGAGUGCCUGGUGUUGUUAAUACCUCCCUUUCUACCUCAGGCCUUUGCAAAUUGAUGUUCGGAGGGUCACUGGAGCCAGAGGGAGGAGGAGGACAUCUUGGAAAUUUCCAUUUCCCCUUGCAAACCAAAAAUAGGACUGAUUCUUGCUGUUUGUCAGAUUUGCUGAAAAUUGCUCCUCACAAAGAACACUUUUUGUAUGUGUAAUUGUACAUACAGGUUUUGUACUUUAAUGUACUAUGGUUCUGAUGUUGAUAGCGAUUAAACCCAGAUAAUUUUAUAGCAAA
Messenger RNA from Octodon degus (degu), 4568 nucleotides. It is a transcript of the gene Sec16b, whose product is annotated as SEC16 homolog B, endoplasmic reticulum export factor. The coding region runs from base 393 to 3533 and encodes 1046 amino acids. The transcript is spliced from 27 exons. Lineage: Eukaryota; Metazoa; Chordata; Mammalia; Rodentia; Octodontidae. The record is from RefSeq and is a predicted model, not a curated record. Gene Ontology annotation, biological process: autophagy; COPII vesicle coat assembly; Golgi organization. Gene Ontology annotation, cellular component: ER to Golgi transport vesicle membrane; endoplasmic reticulum exit site.